Molecule: messenger RNA, 1170 nt
Organism: Phasianus colchicus (ring-necked pheasant)
Lineage: Eukaryota; Metazoa; Chordata; Aves; Galliformes; Phasianidae
Gene: CUTC
Product: cutC copper transporter
Molecular function (GO): copper ion binding
Source: RefSeq, a predicted model, not a curated record
GGCCACCUCCGGGCGUCACCAUGACAAUUCCGCGGCACGUGACCCAGAGCCAGCAGCGACCCCCGCGCGCCGCCAGCGCAGGCAUGGACGAUGGCUUCCUUAUGGAGGUGUGCGUGGACUCGGUGGAGUCUGCCGUCAACGCGGAGCGAGGAGGUGCCGGCCGGAUCGAGCUGUGCGCGGGCCUGGUGGAGGGAGGAACCACCCCGAGCAUGGGGCUCCUGCAGGUGGUGAAGCAGUGCGUGCGGGUCCCGGUGUUCGUCAUGAUCCGGCCUCGCGGCGGAGAUUUUCUCUACUCGGACCGAGAGGUGGAGGUGAUGAAGGCCGACAUCCGCCUGGCCAAGCUGCACGGUGCGGAUGGGCUGGUCUUCGGGGCCCUCACUGAGGAUGGUCGCAUCGAUACGGAGCUCUGCACGGCGUUGCUGGCUGUUUGCCGGCCCUUGCCAGUCACGUUUCACCGAGCCUUCGACAUGGUGCACGACCCUCAGGUGGCACUGGAGACUCUGAUUUCUCUGGGGUUUGAGCGGGUAUUGACCAGUGGCUGCGAUAGCUCAGCACUGGAAGGAUUAUCCUUGAUUAAGAAACUCGCAGAACAGGCAAAGGGCAGAAUUGUCGUAGUGCCAGGGGGUGGCAUCACAGAGCGCAACCUGCAAAGGAUUCUGGAAGGCUCUUCUGCUUCUGAGUUUCACUGCUCUGCUCGCUCAGCUCGGGACUCAGGGAUGAAGUUCAGAAAUCCAAAUGUUGCCAUGGGAGCGUCGUUCUCUGCCCCUGAGUACUCUGUUAAGGUGGCGGAUGUGGCUAAAGUGAGGACCCUGAAUGCCAUUGCAAAGAACAUUCUGUAGUGGAAAGCACUGUGCUGGAACAAGAGCACCAAGACUCCAGAGUUUUUCCUGCCACGUGGACAGAUGUGUACUGCUUCCGUCCUCAGGCUGUGGAGGAUGCAAAUUAGGUGACAAAGCCUGAUGUUUCUUCCCUUGGUUUCCCCUGAGUGACCAGUCCCUGGCCUGGAAACUUACGUUGGCCAUUUUAAAUAAAAGGACUCAUUCUUGGAUGUGAUGGCAACAAGCUGCUCAGCAGUAUUUAGAGAGGAAGGGAGCUGAGCAAGUAUGGGAGAAUAAAUUGUGUAGCACUGCAUGUGAUCAUCAAAUAAAUGCUGCAGCUGCUCCCCUCUUA